UUUAUACACUCCCUUCGCCCAAACCGGAAGAACUGUUUGCUCUUCGACAGAUAGCAAACCCAUCAGCGGGCCCACAAACAGACAUGCCGCCAUGGAAAUCGCUCUCCCUCUCCCGGAGAAGACGAAGAUCGUCACCGGAGGAUCCGAAUGGCCAGACCCAACCCGAAAACGACUACCCAAACGAGCCCGAGAAUCUCGCGGGCUCGCCGUCGUGGUCGUCCCUUCUCCCGGAACUCCUCGGCGAGAUCGUGCGGCGCGUGGAGGAGAGCGAGGACCGGUGGCCGCAGCGACGCAGCGUUGUGGCUUGUGCCGGGGUCUGUAAAAGAUGGCGGAAGGCGACGAAAGAGAUCGUUGAGUCUUCUUCAGGAGUUGGUGAUUUUGAUGAUUAUGAUGAUAAUGGCGGAGAAAUCACUUUCCCCUCUUGCCUGAAACUGGCGGGUCCACGCAAUUUUCCGAAUCAAUGUCUCAUAAGGAGGGAUAGGAAGACAUCAACGUUUUACCUCUACCUUGCUCUUGCACAAUCAUUCACCGAUAGGGGGAAGUUUCUUCUCGCUGCGCAUAGACAUAGACGUGGUCUAUACAUAGAUUACAUAAUCUCAAGUGAUGCCGAAGAUCUAUCUCAACAAAGCAAUUCGUAUCUCGGGAAAAUCAGAUCGGAUUUGUUUGGAACCGACUUCAAGAUCUAUGACAGCCAAUCUCCCCACGAAGAUGCAAAGCCUUCCAGCUGCAGAGCUAGCCGAAGAUGCACAAGUAGACAAGUAAACCCUCAAGUUUCAGCAGCAGCAGCAGCAGCCAAUUUCGAGGUGGGAAGAGUUUCUUACAAGUUCAACCUCUUCAAAACAAGAAGUCCAAGAAGAAUGGUCUGUUCAGUAAAAUGCCCGUCUUCUCGAGAAAACCCUAACUAUCUGGAAGCUUCUGAGGCAGAUAAGAAGCCCGAGUUUGCGGUUUUGAAGAACAAAGUUCCGAGGUGGCAUGAGCAGCUCCAAUGCUGGUGCUUGAACUUUCACGGCCGCGUCACUGUUGCCUCGGUGAAAAACUUCCAGCUGGUGGCAUCAAUGGCUCCGACCCAACAGCGAGGAGGCGCGAAGUCAGGCUGGGACAACGUCGUGUUGCAGUUUGGAAAGGUCGGAGAUGAUAUAUUCACAAUGGACUAUAUGCAGCCAUUGUCGGCCUUUCAAGCCUUUGCCAUCUGCCUCACCAGCUUCGGCACCAAGUUGGCAUGCGAGUAAGAAAAUUAAUUUUCUUCUCUUCUCUGCGUAAAUUUUGGUGUUUCAUAUGUAUCUAUCCAUUCCAUAUACAUGCGUACAUGUUCGUUUUAUUGCCAGACUUGUUUGCUGUUCUUUGAUCAGAUAUAUAUUGGUAUAUAUACACAUGUUGAAUGUAUUUACCCA
Messenger RNA from Tarenaya hassleriana, 1391 nucleotides. RefSeq names its product tubby-like F-box protein 7. The record is from RefSeq and is a predicted model, not a curated record. Bases 84 to 1229 code for a protein of 381 amino acids. The transcript has 4 exons. Lineage: Eukaryota; Viridiplantae; Streptophyta; Magnoliopsida; Brassicales; Cleomaceae.